Messenger RNA from Sinocyclocheilus anshuiensis, 4975 nucleotides. RefSeq names its product mitogen-activated protein kinase 9-like. Gene Ontology annotation, molecular function: ATP binding; MAP kinase activity. The transcript has 13 exons. The record is from RefSeq and is a predicted model, not a curated record. Lineage: Eukaryota; Metazoa; Chordata; Actinopteri; Cypriniformes; Cyprinidae. Bases 312 to 1580 code for a protein of 422 amino acids. Gene Ontology annotation, biological process: protein phosphorylation.
GAGAGAGAGAGAGAGAGAGAGAGAGAGAGGUCGAAAAAUUACUGUCCCACCAACCUCCGCCCCUGCAGUCAUGCCACACUCUGGAUUUCACUGUCAAGCCUCUUAAAAGAGAAAGAAAUCUGACUUGACCGUCAUUAAGGCCGGCGGUGUUUAAUGUGGAAGCGAUAAACGCCGACACUUCCGCGGUUCAGAGGAUCUGUUUGCUGGCGUGCCUGCGCGUGUAUGUAUGUAUGGGAGUGAACUGGAGAAAGCGAGGAGGAGAAGAAGAAGAGGAGGUUUGAUUCAUCUAGAGGCACUCAGUGGGAGGAGCCAUGACCGAGGGGGAGGGGCAGUUCUACAGCGUGCAGGUGGGUGAUUCCACCUUUACGGUGCUCAGAAGGUACCAGCAGCUCUGCGCCAUCGGAUACGGUGCCCAGGGUAUCGUCUGCUCCGCUCUGGACACUGUACUUGGCAUCCCAGUCGCUGUGAAGAAACUGAGCCGGCCCUUUCAGAACCAGACCCAUGCGAAGAGGGCUUACAGAGAGCUGGUUCUGCUCAAGUGUGUUAAUCACAAGAAUAUCAUCCGUUUGCUUAAUGUCUUCACACCCCAGAAGUCAUUGGAAGAGUUUCAGGAUUUGUACUUGGUAAUGGAACUGAUGGACGCUAGCCUUUGUCAGGUGAUCCACAUGGACCUGGACCAUGAGAGGAUGUCUUACCUGCUCUACCAGAUCCUGUGUGGCAUCAGACAUCUACACUCAGCUGGCAUCAUUCACAGGGAUCUGAAGCCCAGUAACAUCGUAGUGAAGUCUGACUGCACCUUAAAGAUCCUAGACUUCGGGCUGGCCAGAACCGCCUGCACUAACUUCAUGAUGACGCCCUACGUAGUAACCAGAUACUACAGAGCACCAGAGGUCAUCUUGGGCAUGAAAUAUAAGGAGAAUGUUGAUAUCUGGUCGGUGGGUUGCAUCAUGGGUGAGAUGGUCAAAGGAAGUGUCAUAUUCCAGGGCACUGAUCAUAUUGACCAGUGGAAUAAAGUGAUUGAGAUUCUGGGAACCCCCUCUCUGGAGUUUAUGAACCGUUUAAUGGAGACUGUAAGGAACUAUGUGAUGAACAAACCCCAGUUUCCUGGAGUCAGUUUUAACGAGCUUUUUCCUGAUUGGGCCUUCCCUUCAGAGACUGAGCAUGACCAGAUCAAAACUAGUCAAGCACGAGACCUGCUGUCCAAGAUGCUGGUAAUCGACCCUGAAAGCCGCAUCUCUGUGCAGGAGGCCCUCAGUCACCCUUACAUCCAUGUGUGGUAUGACCCAGCUGAGGCCGAUACGCCUCCUCCGCAGAUAUCAGACAAGCAGUUGGAGGAGCGGGAACACAGCAUUGAGCAGUGGAAAGAGUUGAUUUAUAAAGAAGUAAUGGACUGGGAGGAGAGGAACAAGAACGGAGUGCUGAAAGAGGAGUGUUUAGUAGACGGUACGGUGAACAGCAGCACCACUGCCUCCCAGUCAUCCUCUAUUAACGACAUCUCGUCCAUGUCGACGGAGCAGACAUUGGCCUCAGACACUGACAGCUCCUGCAUCGACACCCUCACAGGACCGUUAGAGGAGUGACUUCCACCUCCCCCGUAUCCACGCCUGUGUGGGCCAUGCUGUGGUCUUGACUGAAGAGAUCUGUGGGUGCACGUUCAUACAGCUUCAAGAUUACACUCGUAAUCCUUCACUCUUGCUUUUAAGGGGCUGUUUUUCCCUCUGACGCAUCUUACAUAUACAGAUAUUUGUGUAAUAUUAGCCUUUAGACAGGUCUGUUGUGGCUAAAGCUCAGAUUGCACACCAACAGCGACUUAAUUCUGUCGCGUUUCAUCAAAAAUCUUUUUGUUUAACUGCAUCUUCACAGUUUUAUUUUAGAUUUUUAAAAUAACUCCGUUUAUAAAUGGGCAAAUAAUAGGUUUAUGCUUUAAUGCAUUCACAUUUCACUUCAUAUAAACAAAUAUUAAUUCAUCUAGUGGUGUUAUUGCAGCAGCAUGUGUAAUAUCUGGAUUUAUCCCUGUCAUUUAUGUCCUCUCUCUCUGUGCGAUGUAGCUUUUAUUACCAUUAAUUUCAUCACCUAAAAGAAGCACAGAUAUAAAUUAUUGGACAACUUUAUAGCUAGUCAGCCCCUUUGGAACGAGUUCCUGUUUCAAGUAUUGCUGCAUGAUAUUAACAAAGAACACUUACUAGACAGACAAUGUAACUACAGAUCACUGAAAUAUGUCUAAACGCACCUAGAAACAGAAUAAUGGUGCCUGCCUCUGUACAUAGUCACCAUACCCCCAUUUUAAAAGAGAACUUGAUGCUUUUCAAUUGGUUAGGGUGUAGUCAUGUGUAUAUAUACGUACAUAGAUUUUGUGUAAAUGUUUUGUCAGUUUUUCUUUCUUUAUGCUGUGGAAAGUAUUUUGCAGCUUCUGAAUAUGCUUUAGCAUAUGCACUGUAAAACAAAACAAUGUAGAUGGAACUUGAAAUCGAUUUAAAAAGAAAAUUGCACAUAGACGUUUAAAAGUGAUCAUAUUCUGUUUAAAAUGCACAAAAACUUUCAUCUAGAUAUCAAUUGGAAAUUUAUGGAUGCAACAUCUUAAUCAAAGCCCUGUUCCUCAUUCCAAGAGUCUCUUGUAAGAUUGUACAUUUAAUUGCAUGAGCUAAUGCAAACCAUUGCCUUUUUUAAUCUUCUCCAACUUGAAAAGCCCAUAAGAAUGUUGUACAAAGUAAAUGCAUGGUUUCUUUCGGUCUUUCUUUUUUCUUUUUUAAUUUGUCAGCAGAUUAUUUUUUCAGUUUCCUCUUCUUGAAGAUGUCCGUUCAGUGAAACACUGAAGGAUUUUCAUGUUUGUAUGGAUUAUCAAGGCCAUAUAAUUUCAUUUCCUUUAUACAUGUCUCUAUAGCAUUAGGUUACUGCUUGCAGACUUGCGAUUCAGUGAUGGUACUGUGGGUAACCAUGCAGUUACAGGCCUGUUUUGGACUGUGAUUCUUUAACAGUAUAUUCAGGAUGGAAACCCACCCAUUCAUCAGUUUCGUAAACCUUUCUGCUUUCUUUUCUUUCCAGUGUUGUAGAUAUGUAUGAUGAUGUGUCCUGUACUCUACAUUCAUUUUUAUGCAUGAUACAACAAGCCCUCUUCAUCCCAGACUUGAGGACAUUGCGGAAACCUGUCCUCUGGUUGUAGAAGGUGAUUGGAGAGACUGUGGAGGAUCAUAUGAGUGAAUUGUUGAGUUUGUGUGCCUCCAAGCUCUUCUGACAGACUGAAACGGGAAUAUCAGUAGAUAGAUCCUUCACUGAUGGACAGGACUGGAGAAUGAACUUAGCAUCACCAUAAUUUUCAUGCCUUAAGCUUCUCACUAUAAGCGUCUCUAUAGCUAGGCCUGGAGAUCCCAAAAUGAUUGAUGGUAAUGUACCUACAAUCAAGUUCUUUUUCAGCAGGCUGGAUUGUUUGCUACUACGAUGCCACUUUGUCUGUUUUCUCAAACAUCACAUUUCUUGGUCUCCUUGGGCUUGUGAGAUUUCAUUUGGUGCUUCACCUUACUGUUUGCACAGUAAUAAUGUAUUUCAACAACGCAAUAGUGCAUUGUGUUCCAUUUUCAUUUUGGAGCUCUUGUACAUUAGUUUCGCUGGUGUGGACUCUGAUUGAUUCCUGUUAUGAACACUAGUGAUGACAUUGAGACCUUCAAGACAACCAACAAAGCUGGCUCACACUUUCUCAAGGGCUUACUUUGUCUUCUUUUAGGUGUCUGUUUCCCUUGGGGGAGAGGGUGUGUGUUUGUGAACAACAGUGUUCUUGUCGCUGACAAUCUGUCACUAGAGGUGGAAUCAGUAAUGACUUGAAGAAUUAUCCACUUUUUAGAUAUUCAUUUACCUCUCAGACUAUCUUCCUAAAGGCCAAUUCACUCUGCACUAAUAGAUGAUGACAGCCAACCGAUUACAGUAUGUCACUUCUCAGACAUUCCACCCCCCGACAAACACAGAUUUAAUGUUCAGUUGGCGAAAACAAGCACUGACCAAUGGUAACCGACACCGACAGGGGUAACACGCUGAUCCGACAAAUGUGUGUGGUUGUCAUGUCUGUCAUGCAGUGUGAGUUGGCCUUAAGAACAGUUCUCAUGGUCAUCAAUCAAAAUCUCAGUCAAAUCCUGUAAAAGGAAUAGAUAUCUAACUGCUCUGUGCUAGUAAUGUCUGUUUAGCUUUCAUGUGUUUUGUAUUGUUGUGCUACAUAGGGGUGCCCCGUCAGUGGGCUAUGAUGGGAGUUACCCAAAUCUCAAACCUGUCUGAAACAUAUGCAAAACCUUAAAUGAUCCUCUAUCUACAAUAAUAGAGUGACACUUCUUUUCUCUGUGAAAAUAAAAAAUAAAAAUAAAAGAAAUGAAACAUCUGUAAUGACUGGCCAAAUAAAAAGCUCAAAGUACUGUUUGUUUUGGUUGUUUUAUGUUUUAUUUCAUAUGGUAAAAAUGCAUUCAGUGUAUGAACAGUUUGUUUGUGUGCAAGGUAUGACUGUCUUGUGUUACAAAAUGUACAGUGACCCAGGGCAGAGACUUUUUAAGUCUGAGCGCGUUUGUCUUAAGAGCAUCCCUAGGGUCUAGUUUUCAUUAGAAUCUCUUUUCUCAAAUAUGGCAUCCAUGCUUACUAGACAUCAUGAAAUUUUAUCCUACUUUGGGUCAUUCCAUUGCCUUUGAUCACUUAAAUGGCAAAAAAUAAAUAAAUAAAAAAUUGCCUUUAAUAUUAUUUUGAACAUGCUGGUCUGCACAGUCGUUUAGGCAACAGAACUGUACUAGAAAGUGGGGCCAUGGUUUCCCUCAGGAAUGCAUCCUCAUUUCUACAGCCCUGAAACAGACUCCUGUUUUUAACAGCUAUUACUUUAAUGUUGGUGAUUCCCAACCCUGGUCUUGGAGUACCUCUAACACUGAACAUGUUUUAUGUCUCCCUAAUUCAGCUCAUUAGUUUGUUGGUAGAAAUUCCCAGAUGGAGGUAUCAGAUAAGAAAGACAUCA